AUGGCUGCUAUCAUGGAUGAUAAAUUGAACGGCACUCUUGAUGUUCAAGACAGCAAUGAGAUACAAACAGUAGACUUUCCUAAUGAAAAUCUACCUAGGGAAGAACUAGUCUCUAGUAAAGAACCUCAAAAAAUUCUUGAUGAAAAAGAGAAGGAGAAAUUUGGGACAAAUGAUGUACAUAUCCUUUUCACUGGUCUGUCUGGUGCUGGCAAGUCAACUCUUGUCAAUGCUAUGCUUGGGAAAGUUCUUGCACGAACUGGCUAUGGACCAGAUUCCAUUGAAGCUCCAAAAAGUUACUAUGAGGGAGAGUUUGAAGGAGUAAAGCUACAAGUGUGCGAUACAAAUGGUUACAGUGAGAGUAAUCACAAAAUACCUAAGAGUCAUCGUUUUAAUCUCAUCUUGAUAUGCAUAAAGAUCACCAAUCGUGUUGGUGAUAGUGAAAUAAAUUUUCUGCAAGCUUUAGGAGAAGCACUUGAUAAGGAGGCAUGGAAUAGAACAGUCAUUGUUCUAACAUUUGCUAAUCAUCUUAUUUACAAUUCGAGUAUUGAACUUUUGAGAACAAAAGAGGCAAAAUGCCAAGCAAUAAAUGACAUAAAGGAUAAGUACAAGAAAUGUAUCAGAAAACACCUUAAAGAUUUUAUGGAUAAAAAAACACUUCGUAACAUACCUUUCUGCCUAGCUGGAAAAUCAGAUCCGUUCGACCCAACAAACAGAGAUGCUAGAACGUUACCCACAACAGAAGACUGGCUUGUUGAUCUGUGGGAGACUUGUGCAGAACACGUCAGCCCGGAAAAUAAGACAUGGUUCAGUCGAUUAUAUGACUUCAUUAAAAAAAUAUUACUAAAAAUAUUAAGAAAAGAAGAGCAGCAAAAUGAAGAAAAGCAAGUUAAAGAACAGGAUGAACAGGUAGAAGAGCAACAGCACAAUGAAGAACGGCAACAAAAGAAAGUUGAAGAGGUUGAGCUUAAAGAAAAGCAAGUUAAAGUUGAAGUGCAACAAAAUAAUCCAGAAGAAAAAUUUUGA
Molecule: messenger RNA, 1023 nt
Organism: Amphimedon queenslandica
Lineage: Eukaryota; Metazoa; Porifera; Demospongiae; Haplosclerida; Niphatidae
Exons: 1
Coding region: 1-1023 (340 amino acids)
Molecular function (GO): GTP binding
Source: RefSeq, a predicted model, not a curated record